Pygoscelis adeliae (Adelie penguin) is the source of this 1626-nucleotide messenger RNA. RefSeq names its product plakophilin 3 (gene PKP3). The record is from RefSeq and is a predicted model, not a curated record. The transcript has 13 exons. Gene Ontology annotation, cellular component: nucleus; adherens junction; plasma membrane. Gene Ontology annotation, molecular function: cadherin binding. Bases 1 to 1626 code for a protein of 541 amino acids. NCBI's taxonomy places the organism in Eukaryota, Metazoa, Chordata, Aves, Sphenisciformes, Spheniscidae. Gene Ontology annotation, biological process: cell-cell adhesion; cell-cell junction assembly.
AUGGCGGAGGGGCCCUGGCUGUUAAACCGCGUCCCUGCCAAGGUGGCAAUUACUCCCCUUGCUGUCGGGGCGUUUGAUGACAUCGACCUGCCCUCGGCAGUGAAAUACCUGAUAGCCAGCGACCCCAACCUGCAGGUCCUGGGCGCUGCCUAUCUCCAGCACAAAUGCUACAGCGACAGCAACGCCAAGAAGCAGGCCCGCAGCCUCCAGGCCAUGCCCAAGCUGGUGAAGCUGUUCAACAGCCCCAACCAGGAGGUGCAGCGCCAUGCCACGGGUGCCAUGCGCAACCUCAUCUACGACAACGCCGAGAACAAGCUGGCGCUGGUGGAGGAGAAUGGCAUCUACGAGCUCAUGCGGACCCUGCGGGAGCCUGACGACGAGCUCCGCAAGAAUGUCACAGGGAUCCUGUGGAAUCUCUCCUCCAGUGACAACCUGAAGGAUCGCCUGGCCCGGGACACCCUGGAGCAGCUCACGGACCUGGUCCUGGUCCCCCUCUCUGGGCUGGGGGGUUCGGGUGUCAUCCAGCAGAACCCCUCGGAGGCGGAGAUCUUCUACAACUCCACAGGCUUCCUCAGGAAUCUCAGCUCUGCCAGCCAGCAGACUCGGCAGAAGAUGCGUGAGUGCCACGGGCUGGUGGACUCCAUGAUCCACUAUGUGAACAGCUCCCUGGAAGUGGGCAAGUCAGAGGACAAGAGCGUGGAGAACACCGUCUGCGUCCUGCGCAACCUCUCCUACCGCCUGUACGACGAAAUGCCCCCGUCCUCCCUCCAGCGCCUGGAAGGCCACAGGAGGAACAACAGCGGCAUGGUGACGGGGGAGCUGGUGGGCUGCUUCAGCCCCCAGAGCAAGAAAGCACGAGAGCACUACCUGAAUGCGGACAUCGUCACCUUCACCGAGGUCUCCAAGGACCCCAAGGGCAUGGAGUGGCUCUGGAACCCACAGAUUGUGGGCAUCUACAACCGGCUGCUGCAGCGCUGCGAGCUCAACAAGCACACGACGGAGGCGGCCUCGGGCGCCCUGCAGAACAUCACCGCCGGGGACCGCAGGUGGGCGGGCGUGCUGAGCCGGCUGGCCCUGGAGCAGGAGCGCAUCCUGAACCCCGUGCUGGACCGCGUCCGCACCGCUGACCACCACCAACUGCGCUCCCUGACGGGGCUCAUCCGCAACCUGUCCCGCCACGCCCGCAACAAGGACGAGAUGUCGACCAAGGUGGUCAGCCACUUGGUCGAGAAGCUGCCGGGGAGCGUCGGGGACAAGGCGCCGCCCGCUGACGUCAUCGUGAACAUCAUCGCGGUCCUCAACAACCUGGUGGUGGAGAGCCCCAUGGCCGCUCGUGACAUCGUUUACUUUGAUGGUCUAAGGAAGCUCUUCUACAUCAAGAAGAGAAGGGACAGCUCGGACAACGAGAAGUCCUCCAGAGCAGCAGCCAGCCUUCUGGGCAACAUGUGGCAAUACACCAAGCUCCACCGGGACUUCAAGAUGAAGGGGUACCGGAAGGAGGACUUCCUCGCGUCUCCCCGCAGGGUGGGGAGGUGCCCUUGGUGCCCGGCGUGGCUGGCACAGGUGGGGCAGUGGGUCCAAAGCUCUCCCCGCCGCGGCGGCGGUCAGGCCGGGGUGUGCGGGUAG